CUCUCUCACUUUAAAGCCAAUCGUUGUGUGUGGAGGUUGGCUCGGUCUGUAACGACGCAAACACGUGAAGAAAAUAAGAAUUAAAAUUCUGAAAUUUUCUUCGCUUUAUUUUACGAAGAAAUUAAGAAAAAGCGAAACGAACGGGAAAAAACGAAAUUGCCACAAGAAAAAAGUUGAAUCAUCUUUUGUAAUUAAUUGCUUUGUAUCCUUUUUCCACAUUUCUUCGUUAGUGUCACGCCCAACAACUGAGCCACAAUGCCUUCGGACGCCAAAAAACGCGAUGCCCAACGCAAAAAGGACGCACGCAACAAGAAAAUCACCACCAUUUCAUCGGCCAAGAAAACAAAUGGUGUCACCAAUGGCAAUAAUGAGCCACCACGUGAAAUGACCGAAGAGGAGAAAUUGUGUGCCAAACUGGAAGAGGAGGCACGCAUCUCUGCCGAAGCUAGAGCCUGUACCGGUUCCCUGGCCUCACAUCCUCGUUCACGUGAUAUUAAAAUAGAAAAUUUCUCCAUUACAUUCUUUGGCAGUGAACUGCUGCAGGACACCAUGUUGGAAUUGAAUUGUGGCCGACGUUAUGGUGUUAUUGGCUUAAAUGGUUGUGGUAAAUCAUCAUUGUUGGCUGUAUUGGGUAAUCGCGAGGUGCCCAUACCAGAACAUAUGGAUAUUUUCUAUUUGUCAAGGGAAAUUCCUGCCAGUUCCAAGACGGCCUUGCAGUGUGUCAUGGAAGUCGACGAGGAAAGAGUUAAGCUGGAAAAACUGGCCGAAGAAUUGGCCAUGAGCGAAGAUGACAACGAUCAGGAACAGUUGAUUGAUAUUUAUGAACGUCUUGAUGAUAUGGCUGCCGAUUUGGCCGAGGUAAAGGCUGCGCGCAUUCUUCACGGUUUGGGUUUCGACAAGCAAAUGCAACAGAAACAGGCCAAGGAUUUCUCUGGUGGUUGGCGUAUGCGUAUUGCUUUGGCCCGUGCCCUUUUCGUUAAACCCCAUUUGCUGCUGCUCGAUGAACCGACCAAUCACUUGGAUUUGGAUGCUUGUGUGUGGCUGGAGGAAGAGCUGAAGGAAUACAAACGUAUUCUAGUCAUUAUAUCGCAUUCCCAGGAUUUCCUUAACGGUGUGUGUACCAACAUCAUACACAUGACCCAGAAACGUUUGAAAUACUAUGGUGGCAACUAUGAGGCAUUUGUGCGUACCCGCAUGGAACAGCUGGAAAAUCAGGCCAAACAAUAUGCCUGGGAACAGGAUCAAAUUGCCCAUAUGAAAAACUAUAUUGCACGUUUCGGUCACGGUUCUGCAAAACUGGCCCGCCAAGCCCAAUCCAAGGAGAAGACAUUGGCCAAAAUGGUAGCCCAGGGGUUGACGGAAAAGGUCUCGGAUGACAAAGUGUUGAAUUUCUAUUUCCCCUCGUGCGGCACAAUUCCACCACCCGUUAUCAUGGUGCAAAAUGUCAGUUUCCGCUACAAUGAGAAUACCCCCUGGAUUUAUAAGAAUCUGGAGUUUGGUAUUGAUUUGGAUACUCGUCUGGCCUUGGUGGGACCCAAUGGUGCUGGCAAAUCAACCCUGCUGAAAUUGUUAUAUGGUGAUUUGGUGCCCACAUCCGGCAUGAUUCGCAAAAAUUCCCAUUUACGUAUUGCCCGCUAUCAUCAGCAUUUGCAUGAAUUGUUAGAUUUGGAUGCCAGCCCCCUGGAAUACAUGAUGCGUGCCUUCCCCGAAGUCAAGGAAAAAGAAGAAAUGCGUAAAAUUAUUGGCCGUUAUGGCUUGACCGGGCGACAACAGGUGUGUCCCAUACGUCAGCUGUCCGAUGGCCAGCGUUGUCGUGUGGUGUUUGCCUGGCUGGCAUGGCAGGUGCCACAUUUGCUGCUGCUUGAUGAACCUACCAAUCACUUGGAUAUGGAAACCAUUGAUGCUUUGGCUGAUGCCAUCAAUGAUUUCGAUGGUGGCAUGGUGUUGGUUUCUCACGAUUUCAGAUUGAUUAAUCAGGUGGCUGAAGAGAUUUGGAUUUGUGAAAACGAAACGGUUACCAAAUGGAAUGGAAACAUUUUGGACUACAAAGAUGCUUUGAAAAAGAAGAUUGUCAAUGAAAACGAAAACAAGGGAGGCAGCAAAAAGAAAUAGAAUUAGCAAACACACACACACCAACACACAACCACAUGAAACUGAAACAAACACUACGGUAGAACUAUGUAUUUUUUUCAAAUAGUGUAGAUUUAUGUUUUGGUUUCAGAAAACAACAACAACAACAAUAUAUACUUAUACUAGGAACUUGCUCUAUUCUUGAAGUGAUCGAAUUUUUUACCCCCUCCCCAAGAACACUAUUUUAUGAUUUUGAACCAAUCUUUUUUUAAAUAUUUUUUGUUUCCAUUGUGAAUCUUUGAGAAUAUAACAACAACAGCAACAUAGUUAGAACUAUAAAGAUGUUUCUUAAAAUAAAAACAAAACAAAAAAUAGACAAAUUAUAACACUUAAAGGAAAACGAUAACCGAAUGUACUACACAUUUACAUACAUAAAAGCUAUAUCAAAUCUAGAGAUUUAUAAAACAAAAAUACCUAUAUAAAGAAAUGAAUGACGUUCUUCAACAAAUCUACACAAAUUUCAAUGUGAUUUUAUAUGUUAAAAAAACCUUUCACAAUAAUAAGUUAUAUUAAACAACUGAAAAAAAAAAACAACAUUUACACAUUUAUUAAACCUCCCUCUAUUCUUUGUCCCCAAAUCUAAACACGGACAUUGGAAAAUAUUUAGCCCAAAUUUUGCCUCUUUUUCCUCCACCUCUAAAUCAAAUAGAAAACAAUCAAGCUAGCAAAAAAUUGUUGUCAAGUCAUGAAAAAAAGUAUUGCAAACAACCUAAGCAAGCCCAGAACGCAAUAGAUGCUAUUUUGGUAUAAAUUCUAAAUUUGUUUUAUUUUCAAAAUCUUUUUAUUUUUUUUUUCUUUUAAAUUUUAUUUUUAUUUCUGUUAUAUUUUAACUUUUUGAGUUUUUUUUAUUUUAAAUUUUGGCAAUUUUUUUAUAAAAAUUAUUUUUUUUUUUUGGAAAAAAAAAAACGAAAAUAUUGAAAAUAAAAUUAUGAAUAAUGUAUUUACCCAAAAUGCAAAAGGAAAAUAACCAAGAAAAAUACUAUAAAAACCACAACAACAAAAAAAUAUUUGGAUGAAAUAAAUAACGAAUUAUAUUAAAAAUCCCAUAUUUCAUCUGACUUCAAAAAA
Molecule: messenger RNA, 3198 nt
Organism: Musca domestica (house fly)
Lineage: Eukaryota; Metazoa; Arthropoda; Insecta; Diptera; Muscidae
Product: ATP-binding cassette sub-family F member 2
Exons: 5
Coding region: 256-2112 (618 amino acids)
Molecular function (GO): ATP hydrolysis activity; ATP binding
Source: RefSeq, a predicted model, not a curated record